Molecule: messenger RNA, 7284 nt
Organism: Poecilia latipinna (sailfin molly)
Lineage: Eukaryota; Metazoa; Chordata; Actinopteri; Cyprinodontiformes; Poeciliidae
Gene: usp43a
Product: ubiquitin specific peptidase 43a
Exons: 17
Coding region: 1643-5320 (1225 amino acids)
Biological process (GO): protein deubiquitination
Molecular function (GO): cysteine-type deubiquitinase activity
Source: RefSeq, a predicted model, not a curated record
UGACCCAAAAAAGGUCUCACACUCUUAUGCUUUAUUGGACCGCCUUUAACUAUGAUUAUAGCACACAUUUGCUGUGGUAGUGUUUCAAAGCACUUCUGCAGUGUCACAAGAUUUAGUUGUAGGUUAAGGUCUAAACUCUGUUAUCAUUAAUCCAAAAUGUCUCAUGGUUGUUCAUAAUUUCAGCCUGAUGAAGCUUGGCAUUGGUUGGUAUAUCGUCAUCAGCGAAGAAACAAAUCCACUGAUGGACUUACUUGGUCAUUCAGUAUAUUCAGGUAGUCAGUGCUCUCAUAAUGUUGCCGAACCUGGACUUGACUACCUGCAGUAACCCCAGAUUAUAGCGCUGCCCCACAGGCACUCGGUAUGAUUGGUGCAUCACAUCAUCUGCCUCUCUUCUUACACUGACGCAGCCACCACUGUGGAAGAAGGUAAAUCUGGACUCAUCAGAUCACAUGACCUUCUUACAUCACUCUAGAGUUCAUUCUUUAUACUCUCAUGCAAAUUGAAACUAUUUUCUCCAAUUAGCCUGUUUCAUUUUGACGUCUGGAAAACGUAGUCGGAGGACGUUCGGCGGACGUUCAAGACAACGUUCGGCGGACGUUCUCCGAACAUUCAAUGCUAGCUGGGUUCUUAUGGCUACACAGCCGUUGAGCCCUAAUCUCUUGAGUUCCCUUCACAUUGCGUGUGUGGAGAUGGUCUUUCUUUCUCUCUUUGACAUCACCAAGAGUUGAAUUAAUCACGGUCAUUCAGGGUUUUUUUCCAAACACAUUUCUUACUCAAAGACGAUGGUUCCCCACUUCUUCUUUGACUUUUUAAUAAUAUGUCAGACAGUUAACUCUGUGUUAUAAUUUGUGCAGUCUUCUCAGAUGUUUUCGUGCUUCAUAACAAUAAUUUGACCCUUCUUAAACAGAUUACCAUCUUCUACACAACCACAGAAUGCAUCUUUCCACAAGGUUGUUUAAGAUUGCAUCAGCUGGGGAUAAAUAACUUAUCUGCCGGAGGACUCAGUUACAUUAAGGAGGCUUUUUUUUUAGGCCAGGCAGUGUAUUUGGACUAAUUCAGAAGUAGUUUUGAUGUUGUUCCUCCGACACCGAAAGAUAGAUUCAACCAAGAAAGGCCGUUUCUCCGCUACUUUUUGGAAAAUCAAGGCAGGUUAUGAUGUAAUUAAUCCUACAGGGGGCAGCUUACAGCUACAGAGCUUUGACACCUAUUCUAGUCAACUUCCUUAUUCCCAGUGUUUUACAAACGUUUAAAGUUGAAGGUAAACUCAGCAGUUCGUUGGAGCAACUCAUUCGUGUUUUAGUUCUGGCCAAAGUGUGUGAUUAAGUUCUUUGUCCUAAGAGUGGGCAUACGAAUGAAACCUUCAAAUAGCUCCCUAUGGGUCCAUGAGCAGAGUAGGAGAGAGGGAUAACAGCGGGGUAAGGCGAGUCAAAGACCGCCAGACGCUCAAUUAAUCACGGAGAGCCAUCGAUGAGGAAGUGCAGCUCACUGGAGCUGCGCUGUGCGGGAAGACAAGCCGCUCUGCUCGGUGCGGAGAUCGUGACCCAUCGAAGUGUGAUGAGAUGUCUGAGGGAUCGUGUCAGUGAUCAUGUGCCUUAUUGGCACCGAGCCGGUGGCUGCUGAGCCGUAAGCCACUGCAUGAGCCAUGGACAGCCGCAAGGAGAGCAACACAAGAAAACAGCCGAUGAAAUCCAAAACGUCGAAGGAGCAGAAACAUAAAAGUGGAAAGUUCGUCAGGAGGAAAUCGCUGCGUUCUUUUGGGAAUUUCAUGGGAAGGAUCCUGAAAACUUUGGGCACUUUAGCGCACUUGGGCGACGCAGAGCCGCCGGACGCGGAGGAGGACGACGGCGGCUUCGUGCGGAGCGCCUCGGGCGGCUUCAGGGACGAUUUCUCGCAGACCUCCAGGGGGGAAGCCACGAAGAGGAGCUCCGCGGUGUCCUCCUACCACGGCUCGGUGAAGGAGAGGCUGUCGUGGUGCUACGGCGACAAGACUCCCGGCGUGUUGGGACUGAAGAACCACGGCAACACCUGCUUCAUGAAUGCCGUGGUCCAGUGCCUCAGCAACACGGACCUGCUGGCCGAAUACCUCGGGCUGGGGCAGUACAAGUCGGAUAUUAGCAGCGGGAGGACGAACGGUGAGGUGAGGGCGGAUGAGGCGCGGAGCUCCGAGGGUGAAGUAACCGAGCAACUGGCGUCGCUGGUUCGAGCGCUGUGGACGCUGGACUACACCCCGCAGAUGUCUGGAGAGUUCAAGAGCAUAGUGUCAAAAUACGCCUCUCAGUUUCGGGGGAACUCUCAGCAUGAUGCCCUUGAGUUUCUCCUCUGGCUGCUGGACAGAGUUCAUGAAGAUGCCAAUCCAACUCCUGAUAACAACAACAGCAGCAAGACCAAAGCCAGCAGUAAGGCGACCAGUGCGUCAGAGAAUCCUUCCAGUUUACCCAGCACACAGCAGCCUCGGGGUCGCCACAGCUUUGUCAAGGAACACUUUCAGGCUCAGUACAGGUCUUCCCUGACGUGCCCUCACUGCCUUAAGCAAAGCAACACCUUUGACCCAUUUUUAUGCAUCUCUCUACCGCUUCCCCUGCGACAGACCAGGCCGCUGUGUGUGACGCUGGUGUUCAGCACAAAGGGUCAGAGGUACCUGCGGGUUGGGCUUGCCGUGCCUCUUUUUGGUUCUGUAUCCUCCCUGAGAGCCAUGGUAGCAGCAGAAGGCAACAUCGCUCCCGAUCAGGUCAUCCUGUCCGAACUUUACUCCACCGGUUUCCAGCGUUCCUUCUCAGACGACGACGACUUGACCGCCAUCGCCGACAGCGAUGUCGUCUACGCCUUCCAGGCUCCUCCAAACAGCAGUCGUGGGGGCUCUGCUCCUCACUCAGGGUAUCACCACAGCCUCCCAUCAUCUCCAUACUCCUCUACCACAGGGCCCAAUGGUCAGAAGUUACCUGCAUCAGGACGACUCUCCUCAGAGUACCUGAAUCAGAGCAGCUCCUCCAAGGUUCUCCUGCUCAUGUGCAACACAACUGGGUCUGGACAGCAAGCUGCCAGAUUUGGGCCUCCUUUCCUCAUGCUUGAAGACAGGAAUAUCUCAUGGGAGCAGCUGCAGCAGAGCAUCCUCAGCCAGCAGUAUUAUCUCAUGGUGAAUGGAUCCCAGGCUCAGAAUGCUGGCAUUGAAUUUAAGGUCAGAGUGGUUGGUGGAUCCGCAGCCUCUAGCUACUUGUCCCCAAAGGACAGUCGACCAUUGUGCCACCCUGCAGUUGACAGGGCUUUAAAGUCUUGUGGGCCAGGAGGACCUCCUCAUGUGAAGCUUGUUAUUGAGUGGGGCCACAGCUCUAAAGAACGUCUGUUUGGCAACAUCCACGAGGAGGUGGUGAAAGACGCAGAGAGUGUGAGGAGCCAGCAGCAGCAACACCUGCAGCAGCACAACUGCACCUUGGACGAAUGCUUCCAGCUUUAUACCAAAGAAGAACAGCUCGCUCCAGACGACGCCUGGAAGUGUCCGCACUGCAAGCAGCUGCAGCAGGGCAUGGUGAAGAUGAGCCUGUGGACGCUGCCCGACAUCCUCAUCCUCCACCUCAAGCGCUUCCGUCAGGUUGGUGAGCGGAGGAACAAGCUGUCUACCCUGGUUCGGUUCCCCCUGACUGCGCUGAACAUGGCCCCUCAUGUAGCGAAGAGCAGUCAAAGUAUGAAGAAUCUGCAUUCAGGGUCUUCUUCCUCUUCCCGGAAACAAACUUCAGGCCAAACUCAUCCUCCUGCUGACUCACUCCUCCCACAAGAUUGCCUGUACGACCUCUAUGCUGUGUGCAACCAUCAUGGAGGAAUGCAUGGAGGACACUAUACAGCUUACUGUAGGAACUCUGUGGAUGGCCAGUGGUACAGCUACGAUGACAGCAGCGUGGACCUGGUGCCAGAGGACGAAGUGUGUACCAAGGGAGCUUACAUCCUUUUCUACCAGAGACGCAACGUUAUUCCUCCAUGGUCGGCCAGCAGCUCUGUUAGAGGAUCCAUAAGUUCAUCAGUGUCGGACCACUGGCUAAUCAGACUAACAGGGGAGAGUAAGAGAGGCAGCUUGGUGUCUCCUUCCUCCAACAACGUCUCGUCUUUAUCAGACUCUGCAGAGCCUCCCGUCUUCCACAACAAAGACUUUGAAGAAGAAAGGGGUGGCUUUGAAAGCCGCCCGUUUGUGCGAGGGCUUCAGGGACGCAGCGUAAGUAUGAGAGUUCCCUCCAAGCCAAAAGAGAGCCUGAGCAAAAGGUUUCCUUUGCGCUGGUCCCUCGGUUCAAAAGAGAGACGAAAACCUGAGCAAGCGUCUCCUCCAGCGCAAGACCCCGACCCUGCAGAGCUAGUGGAGUACUUGGAGUCUGGUCGGCGACCCCGGUGCACCAAGGAUUCAAUAGUAACCGUGAUGAACGAGUCGCGUAGCAGCAAAAAACCCUCUGUGGGUCGGGCAGCCAGUGUUCGAUCUGCAGCUGUUGGCAGUAUGAGUUGUGUUGGUAAGAUGGAAGAAGAGCCGCAUUACACUCAGGUUCCAGAGGGACAGAGAAGGCCAUCAGAACGACCGUCUGAGAAGACGGCCAGUCUGAGACGGAAAAAGGAAAACGUGGCCAACGAGGAGAGCUCAGGGAAUAUGAGCGCUAGCUCUGGUAGCAACACCCUUUCCAGGAGGAAGGAGGGCAGGAGGGAGAGCUCUGCUAAAGCUUCACAAGAUUCAGAGAGAAAACUGAGUUCCAGCCCUGGAAUUCGUCCCAGUUACAGCAUGUCAAGCCUUCAGGAUGGAACUCUGAGAAGACAGAAGGGAGACAAAGCGAAUAAGGAUCACCACAGCUCUGAAGCAGACAAGUCAAAGACAACAAAAGAUGAAGUGCCCAAGAGUCAAGACAGUCUCUUGUCGUUUCUGAAAGGCAACUUCCUGAAGAAGGAUAAGGACUCUAAAAAGUCCAAGGAUGGUGAGUCAGGAAAAAAAGGUGGCGAGGAGGAAGGCAGGAGGACUUCGUCCAGGAUGUCAUUACCUAACGGAGCAGCUGGAGGAAGAACUGGAGUGGAAGGAAGCAAAUCAAAUAGUUCAGGCCGUCGGACUGAUGAAUUGGCAAACGGAAAGUUGGGACGCUCCACGGCAGACAUCAGGCGCUCGCAGAGCUCCUUCAACAUCCCCACCAAAGCAGAGCAAAGCAUUCGCAGGACGGCGUCCUUGCAUCGUAACGGGAUGUCCACAACGCCAGCACAGCGUCUGACCUCAGACAAACAGUCUCACAGCACUCUGCAGAGGAAUCGCUACAGCACCAACUCACUGGGCCGCAAGAAGACUGUCCCCGAGUCCAGCUUCUGACGCAGAGACGGGGGCGUCUUUUUGAUCAGAGCAAUAGAGCUUUACUUCCAAUGAAGUGAUUUAGUGUUCCCAGAAAAUAAACAACUCAAGUGGUUUGCACAAUAAAGAGCUGGGAGAUGAACUAGAACUCUAAAACCUGUGGCCUCCCCAUUAAGACAUAUCAGUGGGAACACAUUUUAUCAGUUAUAUAUAUAUAUAUAUUAUGUUUUUAUGAUUUAAAAGAAGUGCCUAAGCAACACAAAUGCAGUUAUAAUGAUUUAUUGUUGUCCAUCAUCCUGGACUAAUUUCCUACUAAUGCAGUAUGAAUGUUGAAAGACGUCGCUCCAUUUUUAACCCGAAUGGUUUUAUCAUCAGGGCACAAUGACUGUGCUCACUUAUAAGAAUGUAUUUUCUCUACUUGAUCAACAGCAGUGCUUUGAGGCCGUGUUUUCUGAUUAUUGUUUGAUGAAACCUUUAUGCAUCGAAUCAUCUCCAUAUGGUUAACAAUGCGGGUGUGAUUAUUCAGUGCUUUAACCUUCAGCGAUUGCCUACUGUGAAGAAAGAUAUAUAUGAUGUAACUAAGAAUGUUCUGUUUUUUUUUUUAAACAUAACACUAUAUUUUUUUCAGGACUUGAGCUGCUGCUGUUUUUUUCUGUAACCCCUUCAUGUGUUUUUUUUUUUUUGUUCAUAAUUCAGUGUUUUGCUUGAACUCUAAAAACUUUUGAUGCAUACAUUUAUCUGUGGGAGUACAGUGGUGAAGCACCUGGAAGAGACAGAGGUUUUUUGUUUUUUUUUUUUUGCUCAAAAUGCAGACAUGUAGCUGAACUGGUUCUUUGUUUGCUGCUGUUGUUGUUUAUGGUGGUAGAAAACUGUCAACGUCUCAACUGAGAGAAACAGAGACGAGAUUUGACACCAAAACCUGAGACGUUUAAGUUUAUUUAAUGUUUCUGUAUAAAUCAUUCCAUGCACUAUUUUUACAUGAUUUUACAUUUGCUUUUAGUGCGUCCUUCUUGUCAUACAAACUGAGUAAAUGGCUGGAAAUAUUGCAAAAGUUAAAAAAAAAACUAAAUCUCCAACCUGUUUUAGCUCAAGCCGAAUCUUAAAAGAAGGAAUUUGCACUUCAUCAAAGUAGCAAAAACCCUGAUGGAUUUGCACCGCAGCCCUCGGGCAACUGGUCCAGUCAUCAGCUGUAAUCACCUCCAUGUUUUUCCAUUUAAAGGAAAAAAAAAACACACUUUUUAAAUAUCUGUUUUGAAUACUAAUAGUGUUUUGCAUUUAGUGUAAGCUCAAGGGUGCUGCUGCCAACUCGGACAUCUUUGAUGUCUGAUGCGGGACAACUUUUUCCUGUCUUUACCUGGGAAAUUUUCUAACAUAUUUUAAUCAGCUGAAAAUAUGUCAUCAGUUGUGUAACCCAAAUGUUUGUAUUUAGACACUGGUUGCCCUACUCGAGAUAUUAAUUUUGCAUUUAUUUUAAUACAUUAAAACUCCAAAGAGGAGCCAAAGCACGGCUAAGGGUGUAGCUGAUUUUUUUAUUAAAUUAUUAUUAUUUUGGGAAGCUUAACAUUUUAUCUCAGUCUAACAUUCUUUAGGCUCUAUUAGAGCAGAGAUGGGUCAAAGCUAAACAUAAAAAGCACUUUCAUCAACUGUCAAGUAGCCAAAUUGUCACAUCAAAAGAUUUUAAAAAUAUGUAUUUUUUUAUGAAAAGUUUUUAUGUUUUAGGAUAAGAGGAACACACACAGGAAAAAUGCUCAAAGCAUUUGUUGACAUUAUUGUUAAUCAAACUGAAGGCCUGGGGGCCAAAUCCGGUCCACCACAGCUUUUUAUUUGGCCCUCUGCACACAAAAGACCACAUAAAUGACUUUGUGCUUAAAUAUUUUAUUAAUCAAAUCAAGACACUUUUUUUUUAUCUGUUUACUCACAGGUACAAAUUUUUAUUCAUAUUUUAACAGUUGGUUAGCAGGUGCUUUGAAGUUUAAUUGAAACAA